UCCCGACCAAUUACCUUUUUCAUCCUCAAAUACUCUUUGGUACUAGAUUUCUGCAAUUUAGCUCUUUGGCUUCCUAUACCCUAGUAGUCAAUUAUGGACCUGUCUCGCUAUUUAUAGAAGAGCAUGACUAUGGGCAACACGGAGUCCAAUGAAACUCCUGAAGCUCCUGAAACGCCCUUAUUGCUCCAACUUCCUGUCGAACUUGUCAUGAUGAUUGUAGAAAAUCUUAAGCUUCACGACCACCUUUUUCUGAGCCAAACUUGUUGGGACCUGCGGGCACUUCUAACCUCCUCGUGCACAACGGGGGUUGCUUCAUUAUGCCGGUCAGGUCGUGAGCGGGAGGCAUUCGUCACAGGGCUCAUUGGCUAGCAACCUGGCAAGUUGCUGUGCAAGGGUUGUAGACAAGAGAGGGAAGUGGAUAUAUCAGACCUCCCAAGACCUCUGCCUAGGACGUAGCUUUUACGACUUUCCGCUCCACCGGGAUUGCCG
Molecule: messenger RNA, 489 nt
Organism: Eremomyces bilateralis CBS 781.70
Lineage: Eukaryota; Fungi; Ascomycota; Dothideomycetes; Eremomycetales; Eremomycetaceae
Exons: 1
Coding region: 124-369 (81 amino acids)
Molecular function (GO): protein binding
Source: RefSeq, a predicted model, not a curated record